GUGUUAACUGACAGUUACAAGAUCAUCUCCCACAUCCACCCAACUCCUACGCAGUGUCCGCCAAGAGCAGCCGAGAUUCUCUAUAAAAUAGGAUAGGGCACACUCGGCCAAGUCAUUCCGCCGGUUCAACAGUAACCGCAAGUCGACUUAAGCACCGGAGAGCAAGAUGAAAAUCUCUUUAUACUUGAGUUUGCUAUCGGUGGUGUUAAUUUUCAAAAUCGUAUCGGCCAACCAAAGGUUGCAAUAUUGCGGCUCUCGGCUAGCAGACGUAUUAAGUACGCUGUGUCACGGGCAAUACAACGAAAAAUCAAAAAGAAAUCAAUUAGAUUCAGAUAUGUGGGAUUAUAAAGAACUUGAAGACUACAAUGAAAUUUACUACCCAUUCCGUUCUAAGAGGGAUGCAAUGUCGUUUAUUACAUACAAACAGCCUACCUCUAAAAAUAAUAAGAUUAUCGAAGAAUGCUGCAUUAAACCUUGUGAUAUGUCUGAAAUUAAAAGCUACUGUCAAAACUCAAAUUAAGAAUUAGUGUUACGAAUUUUUGAGUGCUAAAUAAAAUUUUAAUUAUUAUUAAGUA
Molecule: messenger RNA, 575 nt
Organism: Adelges cooleyi (spruce gall adelgid)
Lineage: Eukaryota; Metazoa; Arthropoda; Insecta; Hemiptera; Adelgidae
Product: LIRP-like
Exons: 3
Coding region: 167-520 (117 amino acids)
Cellular component (GO): extracellular region
Molecular function (GO): hormone activity
Source: RefSeq, a predicted model, not a curated record